Molecule: messenger RNA, 919 nt
Organism: Linum trigynum
Lineage: Eukaryota; Viridiplantae; Streptophyta; Magnoliopsida; Malpighiales; Linaceae
Source: the annotation of a GenBank genome assembly
CAUGACUCUGAAUUGAAAAUUAUUAUUCUUUUAAGUAAAACAACAAUAACUUGUCACCGCCGAACUGCAGAGGCAGCUUGGCGAUAAUUAAGGCAGUCAAUCCGGCCACAAUCCAUGUGACUUUCAAUUCACUCUCACACUCUCUUCCUCUUUAUUACUUCUCACCAAUCCCCCCACACAAAUCAACCCUCCUUCCCAUUCCCAUGGCUUCUUCAAUCCUUCCUCUCCUUCUACUCUUCCUCAGCCUCUCCUCAAUGUCACUGAUCAGUAACGCCAACAAAGUAAUAGUGAUGGACGCUAUGCAAUGGCAGCAACCCUCCUCCUCAUCGGCAGCAAUGUCUCUCUACGACGGUGACGGAGACGAUGAAAGUGACGAAGGGUUUGGCGAGGAGAGGAGAUCUCUGUACUGGAGCUCCGGCGGAGGAGGAAGUCGGUACCACAUAUCGUAUGGGGCGCUGUCGGCGAACAGAGUCCCCUGCCCACCGCGCUCUGGAAGGUCUUACUAUACCAAUAACUGUCAUACCACGAAGCAGCCUGCCAACCCUUAUCAGCGCGGCUGCUCUUGCAUCGUCCACUGCAGGAGAUAGCUUCUAUUGGCUAGCUGUCUUUUUUGCUUUAACCUUGUUAAUUUUAGCUUCCAUGAUAACUGCUGCACUACUGUGCAGUUUGGUUAAUUUUUCUCUGGUGACGCUGAAUGUGUUCGUUCCUUUUGCUGCUCUUGAAUCUGUAUUUGUAGCUCGAUAGGGUAGACAGUGAUUGGUGGCUAAUUUGAGAUUGGAUAUCAUGAAUGCAGAGCUUGCACCUAAUUGUUGGUUGGUGCAAUUGAAAGUAUUUUUAAGGCAAAUUCUAAGCUGGCUUCUUCUUCAUAGGCAGGUAGCCAGGUACCAACCCAAGUUGUUCUCCAUAUUAAUUUAAGGAC